AUGGUGAUCCAGGAGAAUAAAAACAUAAUGUGGUUUAUCAUUGCAGGUUUGACGCGUGUCACCUGUGACAUGGUAGAUUACAAGCAUGUGACAGCGAUGGCUGACUACGCUUUGCGCCUUCGCGAACAACUGCAGGAGAUAACGGAGGAAGUGAACCAGAUCCUUUCGGCAAAAGGAUAUCCUACAACGUGUCGAGGCACCAUAGAAGUUAAAGGCAAAGGUACCAUGCAAACCUUUUUCCUGGACGGCCCAACUCAGCCAGAUCUGAUGAAGGAUCCUCUCCAAUCUGCGUCUACUCCCACCACCAAUAUCACGGUCAACCCAUUAGCCAACCUCAACGAAAAACAAGCCGUUUCCAACACCCCUCUAUUACUAGGUACUAUAUCGGAGAAGAAUUGAGUUUCUUUCAGGAAUCUUCCUCCCAAAUGAUUUACGAAGGCCCAAUCAAGCGGCCUAAGUACCCUACAGGUCCUUUUCAUCGUUAUUGGCUAUUUCAAAGAUACAAUGCAUUUCUGUUCACACUAUGCUUUCAAAGCCAAUCUCCAAAGGUUUUAAGGUUCAUCUUAAAACAUCAUACCAGGAACCAGAUAUACCUUACCAACCAGGAUCAAAGAUUUAAUAAAAAAAGUGCAUAUCUUUAUAUUUCGUAAAUUCCACUUUCACUGUAGAGAAACAUUUUAAUUGUGGCGCGCGGUUUACCUUUUACUUUUAUUAGAGGCUCUAUAAUAGAGAUGUUACAUGUUACCCACUCGAAAAUGGUCAGGACUCAGGACUCUAUAAAGUACACAUAUCACUAAACUCAUUUUUAGAUGCCGUUAUUUUUUUUAUUAUUUCGCUGAUUGUGAACGAAUCAAGUCCUGAGUAGAUUUUUCAUUAAGCGAAAGCAGCUAUUUUCAGAGCCAUAAAACACAGGCUAAACUUAUUAUCUAUGCUUAGAGUUGAAAAGUCCCUAAAUCUUAUUAGAAACAGUACCUGAUCCCGGUUUUUGGCUCUUUUUAUUGUUUAAUCAAUUUUUUAUGUCUUAUACAUGUUGUGCAUAGAAUCGUUCUGAUUCUGCGCUGUAGGCUCUCAUGAUGUCAGAACUUCUUUGUGAUUGGCUACUGGAGAAUCAAAACGGUUCCAGAAUAGUUGCCUGUAGAACCCGAACGAGGCUAUAAUCACCUUCUUGAUAGAAAAACGUUGCUCAUGAGAGAAGUCGUCAGACAGCUUUCUAAUCUAUUGAACCUUUUUACCUCGGUAACGUUUUAGUUGGAUCAUAAAUGUUUUACCGUCAUAGCUAUCUUUGCAUUUUUUUAAAUUAUUCUUUUGGAUACUAAUUACUAAGGGCCCUUCUGUACAGUAAUGGAAUCUGAAUAAAAUUGUUGUGGGAAAAUUAGCCAUGAUGUAGCUUUUAAGUCUUAAACCAACAAGCUCUCCUCAACUUACUAUCAAUUGCGGAUCGCGAAGCUCGCGGUAAUAGGUAUAUAGAUAUAUUAGUCUUGUACAAUGGCCACUUGGGCGCUAGUGUCGCAUUUCUUCAUGAGGGGGAAUGAACAAUUAUAUGACAGCGAUACUCUGUCUUGGAUUUUCUGAUCCAUAUUGAACGCGUGGAAAAAAUAGUGGCCCAUUUCAUUUUGAAUGCAUAGCACUUGUUCUUUUAGUAGAAGAAAUAUCCGUCUUGAAGCGAAACUAUCCACACAGACAGGAAAAUGUUGUAAAUAUUAGACAAUAACAGUUGCCUCCAUUCUUCCGAAUAUUCUGGAACACACGAUCUACAUUGUAUGUGUUUAUGUAAAUGUCAAUAAAAAGGGUUUUUUAUUCCACGUGUCUAUUUUCAUUAAAAAUAAUAAAAAUAGAGUUAAGAACAUGAACAUACUCCUCACUACACAUUGUACGUGUUUAUGUAAAUGUCAAUAAAAAGGGUUUUUUAUUCCA
Molecule: messenger RNA, 1914 nt
Organism: Acanthoscelides obtectus
Lineage: Eukaryota; Metazoa; Arthropoda; Insecta; Coleoptera; Chrysomelidae
Source: the annotation of a GenBank genome assembly